This is a messenger RNA of Knipowitschia caucasica, 489 nucleotides long. Lineage: Eukaryota; Metazoa; Chordata; Actinopteri; Gobiiformes; Gobiidae. The record is from the annotation of a GenBank genome assembly.
AUGCUGGGCCUCUCUGUCAUCCCAGCCAUGAUCCAGUUCACGGGCUUUCUGUUUUUACCGGAGAGUCCUCGCUGGCUCAUCCAACGUGGCCUUACGCAAAAGGCUAGACGAGUGCUCAGUCAGAUCCGAGGGAACCAGAACAUUGACGAGGAAUACGACAGCAUCAAGAACAGCAUCGAGGAGGAGGAGAAGGACAGUGGAGGAGACACUGGUGAGGAUCUCCGGGUAAUUCACCUGGCCCAAAUGAAGCCCUGCUAUCCCACAGCAGAGGAGUGGGAAAGAGAGCAGCGACGCAAGCCAUGUAUAUACGCCCUGUCCCGUCAUAGCCUCACCUCAUUGGCCCAGUGCUCGCGCUGCGGGUGGAGCGGCCCUCUUCCGCAUUUUGAAAAUGACAGUCGCGCUCUGACUGAGAAGGAGGCAGGAGAGACUGAUCGCAUGUGCUCGAUAGAAGCAGAAUUCUGGAGGUCGUACAAUCCCUCCGUGUUCUAA